This is a messenger RNA of Macrosiphum euphorbiae (potato aphid), 234 nucleotides long. NCBI's taxonomy places the organism in Eukaryota, Metazoa, Arthropoda, Insecta, Hemiptera, Aphididae. The record is from the annotation of a GenBank genome assembly.
AUGCGUCGAACGAUUCGCUUCGUCCGUCUCCAGAGUGUGGUGCGUUUUUUAGAUUUGGCUGCGGGGUCGUCCACGGCCGUCACCGCCCGGCUUGCGUCGCUGUCGCCGGUAUCCGGUUCCAGUUCUGCCUGGCCGAGGGAACGGUUGGCAGUUCCGGCACACUCUCGUCUCGUCUUGUCCGGUCAUCUGAUGGCGGUGGGACUUCCGGAGCCUGGACAACGUUGCCCGGGAUGA